Messenger RNA from Brugia pahangi, 1212 nucleotides. The record is from the annotation of a GenBank genome assembly. NCBI's taxonomy places the organism in Eukaryota, Metazoa, Nematoda, Chromadorea, Rhabditida, Onchocercidae.
AUGAGCAUAUAUGCAUGUCAGAAUGAUCACGGGAGUUAUGCUCUUAAUGGCACAUCUGUCACUACCAGUGCGGCUACUAAGACUGUAAACAGUAAUUAUAUGACGUUGGAGGGGUCACUGCAUACUGAAUCUGUUUCAUCACAAACCGAAGCGACGGGUGUAGUAUGGCAUUCCAGCACGACGGCGAACAAUUUUUUUGAAGGAUUCGGUCCACAGCAUUCAGUAUUAACUCGAAGUAGUCUUUUGGAAACUUCUUUGCAGCAUUCAAUCGUAUCGGAUUUUUCUCUAUCUCAGACUGAUUCAUUUCAUCUCAAUGUCCCUGUGCAUGAAGAUGAAGAACGAGUAGGAUCGAUUGUGGAUGCUUCCAGUGGAAAGACAGGAUAUGAAGAGCAAACGGAGGAAGCUCCACCUUCAACAAGUUCCGAGCUUGCUGACCGAGGUGAUUCGGAUGAAGAUGGCGAGAUUGAUAUCCAAAUCCGAAAUGUUGUUUGUAAUUAUACACUUCCACUGCAUAUUGAUUUGCAUCGCGUAGCUUUAAAUUCCGGCAAUGUCGCAUUUGACCGAGGUCGAGGAGUUUUGUUGAAGCAGAAGAGAAAUCCUUCGUGUUACGUUAAAAUAUACAGUUCUGGAAAAAUUUAUAUUGUCGGAUGCCGCAGCGAAAGUGAAUGCAAACGUGCUGCCAGAGGUGUUGCGCGCAUGGUCCAAAAAACCAUGGGUAAGAUGAUGGACGUUGUUCGAAUUCGGAAUUAUCGCGUUUGUAACGUGCUUGCAACUUGUAAAAUGCCUUUUGGUGUAAAAAUUGAAGAACUAGCGCAGAAAUAUCCAGAUUGUUCUCAAUACGAACCAGAAUUAUCAGUUGGCCUCAUAUGGCGUUCCACAAAUCCUCGAGCCACACUUCGAAUUCAUACAACCGGCAGCAUUACUGUCACUGGCGCUGCAUCUGAAAGUGAUGUAAUGAAAGCAGUUGAAGUGAUUUAUCCAAUUGUUAAAGAAUUUCGGUGUGCUUUACGCUUGCGUAAUUCCGCUAUUUCGAAGCCCUCACGUAAGAGGAAGCAUGGGUCAUCUAAUAAUGCCAACAAAAGACCUCAUGCUAUGCAGCCUGGUUUACAUGGAUUGCAGCGGUUCCCGGCUUCCUCCGGAGUUUUUGGGAAUCGGAUUUACUUCAGUGAUGAAGAUGAUGAAGAAGAGGAUGAGUUUGAAGACGUGGUCUGA